ACUGUUUUGUCUCUUCUUUCUGGUGCAGCAUGUGGAGAACUGGAGUUACAGCACAAUCGCAUGCCAGGUGUCUUUCAAUGGUAUGCAGUACCCUUCUGCAAGCAACAAUUUAACUUUACCAGUAUCAAUAAAAUGGUUCGUGAUGCAGAAAUACAAUUUUCUCAUAUGUCUUGUAAGCACUUGCUCCAAUGGUGCGACACUAAGGGUGAACCCAAUAUUACGUUGCCAGGUUUUAACCAAACUGCAUCCAAUCCUGCUGCCGCUUCUCGAUCCAAGUUAAGAGCUAUUAACUCUGGUUUAAGUGCUGGUCGCUCUAAGUUAAGAGCUGACUUGGAUGGUUUGAGUGCUGAUGCUGCUGCUUUCCAACUGCCUGGUCUGUCUGGUGGAGGUGGAGCUGGAGGUAUGAGUUUGCCUGGUGGUAUGAGUUUUCCUGGUGGAGGUGGAGCUGGAGCUGCUGCUGGUCUGGGUGGUGCUCUGGGAACAGGUGAUAUCGGUGCUCUCGCCGCGGGUGGACAAAUGCCCGGGAGUUUUGGUGACUUGAGUUCACUUGGAGAUAUAAGUAAAUUGCCACCAGAUAUGCAAAAAACUUUGGCUUCGGGAGGUUUGCCAGAUCUCAAAGAUAUGAAAGGUCUUGGCGGUCAAAUCCCAGACAUUGGAGAAUUUUUGAAGGUGGUAGGUCAGUCUGGCGGUGACAUUCGUCCUCUGAUGUGCGGCAUGAACAUUUCCAAAGAGGAACAAUGUACGGACUUUGGUUCUAUGGCAACUGUGCUGUUAACAACAAAAGUCAAGGCGUUUACGCGCGCGUGCCCGACACCAGGAUCUUCUUGUACACUCUCAGAAUGUGCUUUGAAGUGUAAAAAUCCAAUGAUUCAAAACACCGCAGCAGGAAUUAUCAUGGGAGCAGGCAUUGCUCGAAAUGCCAGUAUUGCGUUAUCAUAUGCUAAACCUCUUCUUGAAUGCAAUUUUGUAAUUGAUAAACUUUCUACUGCUAUGAAACAGUGCAAUGAUUUAAAGGCGGGUUCACUUAUGCUGGGUGUGGGCUUUUUUAUUGGUGGUGUAAUGUUUGGACUUGCCAUCUACAUAACUUUUCGAGGAGCAUGCAUUUGGGGUCGUUUGCCAACAAGACGCCGGAAGGACAGAGACCCAUAUGUGAGGGAGAGAGACCCAUAUAUGAGGGGCAGAGACGAAUAUAAAAGGUACAACUAG
Trypanosoma theileri is the source of this 1206-nucleotide messenger RNA. RefSeq lists its product as uncharacterized. The record is from RefSeq and is a predicted model, not a curated record. The annotation marks the transcript as partial. NCBI's taxonomy places the organism in Eukaryota, Euglenozoa, Kinetoplastea, Trypanosomatida, Trypanosomatidae. The transcript has a single exon.